Molecule: messenger RNA, 977 nt
Organism: Mytilus trossulus (common blue mussel)
Lineage: Eukaryota; Metazoa; Mollusca; Bivalvia; Mytilida; Mytilidae
Exons: 7
Coding region: 127-843 (238 amino acids)
Source: RefSeq, a predicted model, not a curated record
CGUCAUUUCAUGUACCGACGUCUUUGCUGCCACUUCACUUGUUUGACGCCAUAGGCCUAUAUUAAAACGACAUUGAUUUUGGACAUCUUUGCAAAACAGACAAUAUCGUCACGACACUAAACCAUCAUGGCACGUGUUGCUAUGAUAACACUUUUAGUCGUGAUUUGUACAAUAUUUGUUGAAGCCAGGUGGAAAAGAGGAACUGCAGAGAGUGAAUUUGCAAGAAUACAAAAUUCAGUUCCGUAUUACUGGGAGGUUAUAUGUGAUUAUCAAUAUAAUGGUGUAUGCCGUUAUAGGUAUAAGAACCACAAGACAGGACAGAGCCAAGAGACACAGCCACCACCGCCUGGGCCUGAGGAUCUAAACAUACCAGCACCAGUACCAAUAUCAACAAUAGACAGGGGAAGAUGCAAAGAAGGCUGGUAUAAUUGGUUUGGGGGAGGAGCCUGUUACUACAUUUCUGCCUUCAAUGAUACGAAAACCCACAGUGAGGCUACUGAAGCAUGUAAAAACUUAGGAGCAGAAUUGUUUUAUGCUACAACAAUGGGUAUGUGGGAACUUGGUGUAGCAGGAGAUUUCGCAAAACAAAGCAAGAUAAGGACUCAUUUUUUCUGGACAAGUGGACACAAGGUCAAUGGCAAAUGGUAUUGGGGUAAUAACCAUGGACCAGUUUUAAACAAGAUGCUGCAAUAUAGUAGUCAACCAGCAGGCACUCCUGAGCAAGGGGAUUGUUUAGCGAAAUAUUUAUAUCAAAAUAGUAUUUCUAUUGAAAAAAAUUGUAAUCUUAAAUACAACUAUGUCUGUAAGAUAAAAUUGCCAAGAAGGAAAGGUAAAUAUGGGUAAUACUAUACUCAUAAGACCGCAAAGCACAUAUCGGUAAUUCUUAAUAUUAGAAUACGCCAUGGGGUGAAAUAUUUUGCUAUUAAAAUGUGCCUAUGUGGUUAUUAUAUGCUAUUAGAAUAGAAUGUACUUUUUAA